GAGAGGGCUUUUUGUUCAAUUAAGCCAGUGCUGACGUGUCGGCUCAUUCUCUAAAAUCUGAAAAUCCCCAAAUGCUUCGUGUUGUUUGAGUAGCAGAAAGCACCCUGUACACUCUGAAGUACACUUUCCAUUCUGUUAUUUUUUUUGUUAAUAAAUGAUACGUAAAACCCUAAGAAUCUUCAUAACCUCAAAGCUUUAAUUUUCUGACAAGCAUGCUAUCUCCAUCUCUGGACGCCUGCAAAUCUUUUAAACAUUUCCAAUUCCAACUCCAAUCCCUCGGGUGUAGCAGUGGAUGUAGAUUUUCAAUACGUAAACCCAAUUAUUGCUAUCCUUGCAUUUCCUGUAGUGAUAAAGGGACGAGGGACAGUGGAAGUAGAAAGUUCGAGAGUAGGGAGAGGGUGAAGGGGAAGGGGAAGGGAAAAGAUAAUGUGUGGAGUAUUGACAACGAAAUGGCAAAGACGGAGAAGGAAAGAGAUAAGCCGAGGAGCAGGAGGAGAAAAAGAGGUGGAAAGAGGAUGAGAAAUGUUACUAAGAAAAGGAUAUGUGAUAGAGUUAUGAUCUCUAGCGCUAUGUUAAUGGAAGUCGAAACUGUUUUACAAACUCAGGAACCUGUUAUCCUACCUGCAUGGAAUACAUUUACUAGUAGUGUCAGUGGGAUAUGGAAGGGAGUUGGAGCUGUUUUUUCUCCCAUCACAGCAGAGAUGGAACCUAUUGAGAUUGGCAACAAGAACGAACACCUCUUUGACUGCUAUACUCUUUCUCGUAUUGAUGUAGAGCCAUCUCCUUCAGUCAGUCAAAGAUCUAUAAUCCGAAGGAAAGUAAAUUGGGUAACAGUGAAUCCACGUGGUGAAGUUCCAGAACCAAAUGGUGGUGACUACAGAAGCUUAGAGAAGCCCACAGAUGAAGCAUUGUCAUUCCAUAUGCAUGAAACACCAGAUAGAAAAUUAAGAAAUUUGCCAAAGUUCGAAUCUUUUGACUUGGGAAAGACUGAUAUCAUGGAAGAAGACACUAUGGGAAUGGAACCUGGUCUUGUUUUCUUUGAGGAUGGAUCUUACUCAAGAGGCCCAGUUGAUAUCCCAGUUGGUGACUCUGUGGAGUCUAAGUAUUACCUCUCACCAACUUUUAAGUUUGAGCAAUGUUUGGUCAAAGGUUGUCACAAGAGACUUCGCAUGGUGCACACAAUAGAGUUCAGUAAUGGGGGUUCAGACAUCCAAAUAUUGAGGGUUGCUGUGUAUGAAGAGCAGUGGGUUGGUACUGCUAAUCUAGCUGACCAAAGUGACAUGGAGCUGGACGUGGAGCUCUUUUCUCAGAGACGAAGAGUCCAGCCAUCAGAGCUGACUGGAUCUUGGAAAGUGUUUGAGAUGAGUGCAACACCUAUCUACGGUGAGGACAACACAAUGGAAGCAACUCCUGGUGUUCCCUACGUUUACCUAUGCACGGAAAACCUGAAGAAGAGAAGCCUCCCAGAACAUCCAGUGUACUUUAGAGAAGAAGAAAUGUUAGACAUGCAGGAUGCAACAGUUCUUUGGCUACCAGGAGGCGUUACAAGUUAUGUUGAUGUGAACAAGGAUGGCACCCUAUGUAUAGGAGUUGGGUGGUAUUCAGAUGAAGGGGUGAACCUUGUCAUGGAAAGAGAUUAUGAAACGGAUGGCAAACUCAAAGAGGUUCGAUGGAAGUCUGAGGUGAAGAGACGAUGGACUAAUCCACCUCCCAUGGAGCAUGGGUGUGGGAAUUGGAAUGGGAGUCGAGUUGCAGUUUACGGUCAGCGGGUAAAAAGUCCUCACAGUUCAGGGACUUGGGUCGGUUAUUUCAGUUUGGAGCAUGGUAUCUUCUUUCGUCGGUCAUAUUGAGUGUGGUAGUUAGGAGUCAUGACCCGACUAUGUACAGACAAUACUAGUAGGCUUCAUAGACAGUAGUAGUGGUUGAUGUAUUUAGUCUCCUUCUUGUAUAUGUAUGUGUGUUAGUAGAAUUGUCAUUUUGUAAUUCCAAUUUUGUACUGAACAGAUUCUGUAUUGAGACAUUUUCAGCUUUA
Molecule: messenger RNA, 2032 nt
Organism: Capsicum annuum
Lineage: Eukaryota; Viridiplantae; Streptophyta; Magnoliopsida; Solanales; Solanaceae
Exons: 7
Coding region: 213-1850 (545 amino acids)
Source: RefSeq, a predicted model, not a curated record